This is a messenger RNA of Stomoxys calcitrans (stable fly), 3451 nucleotides long. It is a transcript of the gene Rtel1, whose product is annotated as regulator of telomere elongation helicase 1 homolog. Gene Ontology annotation, molecular function: DNA binding; DNA polymerase binding; ATP binding. Bases 218 to 3253 code for a protein of 1011 amino acids. Lineage: Eukaryota; Metazoa; Arthropoda; Insecta; Diptera; Muscidae. The record is from RefSeq and is a predicted model, not a curated record. Gene Ontology annotation, cellular component: nucleus. Gene Ontology annotation, biological process: DNA replication; regulation of double-strand break repair via homologous recombination; negative regulation of t-circle formation. The transcript has 10 exons.
AAAAUACAUUUAUUUAAAAAUAUAAACAGCCUAUUUGCUUUUUAUUACACAAAUUAAAUCUAAUUAUUUGUAUCAAAGUAAUUAACGUGUAAAUACCACAUCAGGUGUGCAUUUAGCUGACGAAAUGACAAAACUUCACAACAAUAGAAACACGAAAAGUGGAAAAGUUUUGGCGGCAUACAAUAUUUUUCUUUUGCUUACUUGAACAUAGUAUAGAAUGCCUGAAACAAUUAUAGCCGGUGUGCCGGUACACUUUCCAUUCGAACCAUAUGAAGUUCAAAGGGCAUAUAUGGAGAAGGUGAUUAUAUGCCUGCGUGAUGGAACAAAUGGAGUAUUGGAGUCACCUACUGGAACUGGUAAAACACUAAGUCUGCUGUGCUCAUCGCUGGCCUGGUUGCAAUCCCGCAAGGAGGAAAUGAAAAACCAAAUUCAACGAGUAACCCCUUCACCCCAUGACUUAAAGGAUAAUCCUUUGUUGGCGGAACAUUUGGAAAUGAUUGCUCGUUCGAAAGGCAAAGGUGGUAACUGGGGCCUUCCAAAGAUUAUAUACGCCUCACGUACACAUUCACAGCUAACGCAGGCCAUGCAAGAAUUAAAAAGAACCUCUUAUUCUUAUAUGCGGGCAGUGGUUCUGGGAUCUAGAGACCAAUUAUGCAUACAUCCAGAAGUGAUGAGAGAACUAGGAAAUGCAAACAAAACUCAAAUGUGCAAGCUGCGUGUGCAAACACGAACGUGUUCCUUUCACCAUCGCGUUGAAUCCCGAAAGGAUGACCCAGAAUUUCGUGGUCCCACCGUCAUGGAUAUUGAGGAUCUGGUAAAAGUAGGCCAGAAACUUAAAAUGUGUCCCUACUUUGCUGCAAAGGAACUAGUUGAUGAUGCGGAUAUUGUAUUUAUGCCCUAUAAUUAUUUGUUAGAUCCUACGGCUCGUAAGGCAAACAAGAUUGAAUUGAAUAAUGCCAUUUGCAUUCUGGAUGAAGCUCAUAAUAUUGAAAAGAUUUGUGAGGAAUCUGCUUCUGUGCAAAUAAAAUCAUCUGAUGUGGCAAUGGCCAUUGAAGAUACAACUCACGUCAUGAAGGCUAUGAGCGGCGGGGAUAUGCUCGAUUCAGCAGGAGACGAACCAAAAGAUUUUACAAUAGAUGAUUUGGCGUUGCUUAAGGAAAUGUUGCUGGAACUUGAAAAGGCUUUUGAUGAUAUACUGGUUGAGAAUAAGCAGGAGGGUGCUACCUUUCCUGCAUCAUACAUAUUUGAUUUGCUAGGAAAAGCGAAUAUCUCCUAUGGUUCUUCAAAGGCGAUUGUAGCGCUUUUGGAUAAAUUAAUUCAGUUUAUGGCUGUUGAAUCACAGAAUAGUAUGGCCCGAAAAGGAGGUUCUUAUCAAAAAUUAAGCGACCUAUUCACAGUCGUGUUCAUAAACAAGGAAGAUAGUUUACAAAAGGUAUAUCGCAGCUUUAAGGUACAUGUGCAAAUUGAAGAAGUAAAACAACACAACAGCAGGGGUGCUAAUCAGUCUGGUUGGCUAUCGAAGGGAAAUGCCAGCAGUUCAUCCAAGGCAGGGAAAAUAAUAAAUUACUGGUGCUUUAAUCCGGGAUUUGGAAUGGAGCAAUUGCUGAAUACCAAUGUGCGUAGUGUUAUUUUAACAAGUGGAACCUUGGCCCCAUUGAAACCCCUGAUUGCCGAGUUGGCCAUUCCGGUAGCACAGCGUCUUGAAAAUCCGCAUAUUGUAUCUUCUUCACAGGUAUAUGUGAAAAUCAUAGGCUCUGGACCCGACCGAGAGCAGCUUAUAUCGAACUAUCAAAAUAGAGAUAAUCCAAAGUAUAUAAGCUCUUUGGGAUCGACCAUUUUAAAUGUUUCCCGAUUAGUUCCCGAUGGUUUGCUGGUAUUCUUUCCCUCCUAUCCCAUGCUUAAUCAAUGCGUCAACUCAUGGCAAGCUUCUGGUUUAUGGUCGGAUAUUUCACGGCAUAAACCUAUUUACGUUGAACCAAGAAGUAAAGAUGAUUUUACCAACACUAUGGAACAGUUCUAUCAAAGUAUAAAGGAUUCAAAAGGAGCUUGUUUUAUGGCUGUUUGUCGUGGCAAAGUCUCAGAAGGUUUGGAUUUUGCGGAUCGUAAUGGUCGCGCUGUUAUUAUAACUGGAUUACCAUUCCCCCCCUUAAAAGAUCCAAAAGUUAUAUUGAAAAAGAAAUAUUUGGAGGAUAACCGUACAAAAGAAAAUGAGCUUUUAUCUGGCCAAGCCUGGUAUUCUUUAGAUGCCACCAGGGCUGUCAAUCAGGCAAUUGGUCGUGUAAUACGUCACCGCAAUGACUAUGGUGCUAUAUUGUUGUGCGAUGUGCGUUUUCAACAGUCAUCGCAAAUACAACAACUAUCCAAAUGGAUAAGAGAUAUUUUGGGAAAUCAACCGAAAAAUACAGCAUUUGGUCCAGUGGUUAAGGAGUUGAGGGAUUUCUUUAGAAACGCAGACAAAACGAUGCCGAAACCAAAAGAGCGCUGCAUUGAAACUCUAGUACAAGACAGUUGUGAAAUUGUGGAAGAGCCCGUACGCAGUAAACUAUUCGCCGACCCCAAAGAAGUGCUGGCAGCUAAAAAUAAAUUUCAAAAUGCCCAUACUCAAGCCAUCAAAAUUGAAAAGACUAACUCAAUAGUCUCUUGGUCUCCAAACGAUUAUGCAGCGGCUGCUGGUCGGUCAAAUAGUGGCAAAUUACCCAGUGCUAUGGAUUUUAUGAGUCGCCUGGACUCUGAUGUAUCAGCAAUAGACUUUAAUUCUUCAUCUAGCAGCAGUAGUGGAGGCUUGGUUAAAAUUCACAAGCGUGAAAGAAGUCCAACUUCAAGUCAAAUGUCCUCCUCAUCCAGCAGCGCGUUUCAGAAUGAUCUUAGCAAAAAGAAAAAAUAUAAGCUAAUUGAUAAUACCUCAAGCUUGGUGUCAUCGCAACUUUCGGCUUCUACCACUUCCAAAAUAAAUGCUUUUUCCUUUGGUCAUAAAGCUCAACUAACAACAUGUGAUGAAGAUAAUAAGAAGGCUCCCGAAGAUAGAAUGGAACUUUUAAAAGUGCUACGUGGUUUGUUGCCGCCUUCGGAUUUUAGUGCAUUCACUGCCGGACUGGUUGCAUACAAACGUGAUGAUAACAUAGAAGCUUUGUUAAAUAUAUUAUUUCGAUUAUUGGCUAAACCCAGCUCAAUGUAUCUGUUGAGGGGCAUGAAACGUUUUCUGAAAACUGAACACCGUUCAAAAUUUGAUGAACGUCUUGCAUUCCAUUCAUAGCAGCAUCGUUAAUUUUCUCAACUUUGUGUUUUUUGUUUUUGUUUUUAUAACUUGUAUGUGUUUGUUAAUAUAGAAUCCAUCAUCCGCCAGCUCAAUGAACUUUCAAUGUUAUUUUAUAAGCUUCUAAUCUUAAGAUUUAGGUAAACGACAUAUCCUUACAGAUAAUGUAAAAUAAAAGCGAAAAAAUAGUAAAAACAA